Messenger RNA from Synchiropus splendidus (mandarinfish), 1291 nucleotides. It is a transcript of the gene osgep, whose product is annotated as O-sialoglycoprotein endopeptidase. Gene Ontology annotation, biological process: tRNA threonylcarbamoyladenosine modification. Gene Ontology annotation, cellular component: cytoplasm; EKC/KEOPS complex. The transcript has 12 exons. The record is from RefSeq and is a predicted model, not a curated record. NCBI's taxonomy places the organism in Eukaryota, Metazoa, Chordata, Actinopteri, Syngnathiformes, Callionymidae. The coding region runs from base 133 to 1140 and encodes 335 amino acids.
GUUGUCACUGACUCCGUAGAAGAAGACUGGCACCUUCACAUUAGUAAGGGAAGUGACAGAAGUUAACGAAAACGACAUAUUUGGCUGGAUUUUUCCUCGUUCCUUUUAAAUUAGUUGCACUUCAAAGCUGCCAUGACAGUGGUCAUUGGAUUUGAAGGUAGCGCCAACAAGAUCGGCAUAGGAAUCAUCAAGGAUGGCGAAGUCCUGUCCAACCCCAGGCGCACUUACAUUACCCCGCCGGGUCAAGGUUUUCAGCCUAGUGAUACAGCCAGACACCAUCGUGCUGUCAUCCUGACCGUCCUGAAAGAGGCGCUAGAUCAGGCAGGAAUUAAACCUGCUGAGGUGGAUUGUGUGGCGUACACAAAAGGUCCUGGGAUGGGAGCCCCGUUGGUGACGGUGGCUCUGGUGGCCCGGACCGUGGCACAGCUCUGGGGGAAGCCUCUGGUUGGUGUCAAUCACUGUAUCGGCCACAUCGAGAUGGGCCGACUCAUCACCAAAGCCAACAACCCCACCGUGCUCUACGUGAGCGGAGGAAACACGCAGGUGAUAGCAUACUCAGAGCGGCGAUACAGAAUCUUUGGAGAAACUAUCGACAUCGCCAUUGGCAACUGUUUGGACAGAUUUGCAAGAGUCAUCAAGAUAUCCAAUGACCCCAGUCCGGGCUACAACAUAGAGCAGAUGGCUAAGAAGGGAACUCAGUACGUGGAGCUGCCGUACACCGUCAAAGGGAUGGACGUGUCAUUUUCGGGGAUAUUGUCUUACAUUGAGGAUGCAGCUCACAAGAUGCUGGGAAGUGGGCAGUGCACGGCGGAGGACCUGUGUUUCUCUUUACAGGAGACUAUGUUUGCGAUGCUGGUGGAGAUCACGGAGAGGGCCAUGGCUCACUGCGGCUCGGAGGAGGUGCUCAUCGUUGGCGGUGUCGGCUGUAACUUGCGCCUGCAGGAGAUGAUGCAGGUGAUGUGUGACGAGAGAGGAGCCAAACUGUUCGCCACGGAUGAACGAUUCUGCAUCGACAACGGAGCCAUGAUUGCUCAAGCGGGUUGGGAAAUGUUCCGCUCUGGUCAAGUCACCGAGCUGAAAGACUCCUGGAUCACACAAAGGUACCGAACAGACGAGGUGGAAGUGACGUGGCGGGAUUGAAGCUCACCAUUUUAGAAAUGGAUUUUUUUUUUGUAUUAAAAAAUAAAAUAUGUCAUGAAACAAUUAUUUCUGACUGAUGCAUUAUCAAUCCCACCUUCUGAACAUUUAGGACUCUAUUUUUAUGUUUGUUUGAAUAAAAUAGUUAAAGAAA